UAGACUGGCUACAUGAAGAGAAGAGUGUCUGUGCUCUUUCACUUAAAUUCUACAGUUUCUCUGGUGAGGAAACAGUUACUCAGUUUCACUGGUGUUCACCUCUGACAAGAUGAAGCUUUUUUCGUUCAUUCUAAUGCUCAUUGCAGUUGUUUCCACUGAGGCUACAUUUAUUCAUAAGGAUAUUGAAAUUCGUGGAUGUUCUGAUACAGAGAAAGAGGACAUGAUGGGAACAGAUGGAGAGGAAACAAUCCAUGCAGAUUUCAAUAGAAAAGAAGCAGUUGAAACCCUGCCUAACUUUGCAGUUUAUUUCACCUAUUAUGAUUUUUAUGACCAUAGUGUUGUGGAGAUGGAAACUUGUAAAUUUAAUUUAGCAAUAUUUGCUAAAGGUUACAAAAACCCAGUGGAGCAAAUAGAUCCUCCGCAAACCUCAAUGUAUUCUAAAGACGAUGUGCUGCUAGACGUUAAGAACACACUCAUUUGUCAUGUGACUGGAUUCUUCCCUCCUCCCAUCACUGUUUCAUGGACAAAGAACAAUAUAAAUGUGACAGACAACAUAAAGUUUAGCCAGUACCGCCCAAACAAUGAUGGCACCUACAACUUCUUUGCCUAUAUGACGUUCAUUCCUGAGGAGGGAGACAUAUACACCUGCACUGUGAACCACAAAUCUCUUCAGGAACCUCAAACCAAAAUAUGGGAUGUAGAAGUUUCCGUGCCCAGUGUUGGUCCAGCAGUGUUCUGUGGAGUUGGUCUGACUCUGGGGCUGCUGGGAGUAGCUACUGGAACCUUCUUCCUCGUUAAAGGAAACGGCUGCAACUGACAGCAACAAACAAUAAGCAACGUGCUUAUUUCUUUGAUAAAUUUGUCUGACAGAACACAUCAGUUUCUCUUUAAUGAAGUUUAAAAAGUUAAUAUGCAUAAUUUUAGGCAACACAACAUUUCAUAGGAUUCUGUAGGAGGUUACAGACAUAAAGCAACAAUGAAACAACAUGUAACAAUUGUCAUUACAGUAUCUUUAAAGCAGGGCUAGACACUUAGCUCAUGUGCUUGACCUUUGACAUGUAAUUUGAUAAAUCACUUGUCAGAGUAAACUAAAGUAAACUAAAAGUAUUAUGAAGCAAUAUUCUUAUCAGUGUUCUAUCAGCUCAUUACUUGCAGCUAGGGUAGGCAGUAUUUUCCUAGGCAGUAUUAUAAACAUUUUUUGUUAUACUGAUUGAAACUCUUUUUAUAUCCAGACAGCAAUCAAGAGUUUGAAUAUUGGUCUAAAUUAGGGCUGGGUAUUGACACAUUUUUCACGAUUCGAUUCGAUUUCUAUUCACAUGCUUGCGAUUCAAUUCGAUAUUGAUUAUUUUGGAUGUAUAUCAGAUACAAUACAUGGCAAAUUUUCUAUGGAAAAAAAAAACAACUAAUGCUGUAAUCUACACAUGGGAGUCAGCUGGUACUACAUUACUAUAAUAUUGAAGCUUAAACUUAUUUAUAUACAAACACUUAAAUUACACUCAAUGUUUUUUAUAAUGAAUAGAGUUUAGAAUUACAUAAUCAUAUUUCUACUCCAAUUCGGGGUUUUUUUUUAAAUGUAAACAUUUAAAUUGUGGCUGUCAUAACUGAUUUAUUCAAACAUGCAUUAAAUAUUGAAGAACAUUAAAAAUUAUAAUGAAUAUGUAAUGGUGCAUAGCUAUAUUUAUCAGAAUGCUGCUCUCUAGAGUUCAUUUUUCUAGCUGACUAAUGAGUUUAUGGUCACAUUGUUUACAAGCUGUUUUAUUGACGUCUUUCCGAGGUUGAAACACUGAUUGAGCGAUUACAUGAGACAUGAUUCGGUAAGAUGUACUGUAUCUUUUAACAUACCUUCAGAUGUUUAGUCAUGUUUAUUUCGCACUGUAACUGGUAUUAAAGCGGAGGAGAGGAUGUUCACAUGUGCUCUGUGCAUUAAACACAUUAAACAGCGUCAAAACGGUAUUUAUUUUUUGAAUCUCAUAAUAAGACGGACGUCAUUUGAUAUCUUAGACUUUGCUUCAUAUCACAAGUAACAAAGCACAAAGAUUAUUGCGAUUUAUUGGAUGGGAGGUGCUACAUAUUCUGUUCAUUCAUCAACUAAAAAACAGACUACACUUAUCGAUUCUUGGGAUUUUAGAAUCGAUAUCGGUUCGUAAAAAUGAGAAUCGAUUAAAAUCGAGAAAUCGAUGUUUUUUACCCAGCCCUAGUCUAAAUAUUUUUUUGAGAAUUUGUGUAUUUUGUGUGUGUAUGUAUAUAUAUAUAUAAAAAACAACUUCUGUGGAAGUACAAAAAAAUAAAUUGUUCAUGAAGUAAAA
This is a messenger RNA of Ctenopharyngodon idella (grass carp), 2306 nucleotides long. Its product is annotated as H-2 class II histocompatibility antigen, A-U alpha chain-like. The transcript has 4 exons. Gene Ontology annotation, molecular function: MHC class II protein complex binding. Gene Ontology annotation, cellular component: MHC class II protein complex; membrane. The record is from RefSeq and is a predicted model, not a curated record. Lineage: Eukaryota; Metazoa; Chordata; Actinopteri; Cypriniformes; Xenocyprididae. The coding region runs from base 110 to 817 and encodes 235 amino acids. Gene Ontology annotation, biological process: peptide antigen assembly with MHC class II protein complex; immune response; positive regulation of T cell activation.